This is a messenger RNA of Dendronephthya gigantea, 2199 nucleotides long. RefSeq lists its product as uncharacterized. NCBI's taxonomy places the organism in Eukaryota, Metazoa, Cnidaria, Anthozoa, Malacalcyonacea, Nephtheidae. The transcript is spliced from 3 exons. The record is from RefSeq and is a predicted model, not a curated record. Bases 1 to 2199 code for a protein of 732 amino acids.
AUGGCAAAAUUACCAAAUGAAAUUCGACUUGAAAUAGCAAGGAAAUCGGCCAGUGGUGUCUGGAAAAUUAAUGAGUUAUUGAACACGAUCAAGUUUGAGGUGGAAGCACGGGAGGCAAGUGAAACAGCUAAGACAAGUACAAGUAGCCCCUACAGUCAAGGAACUCAAGAUGGUAAUCGAAGUCGUGUCAAGAAUUCAGCAGCAGCAUUAGCUGCAUUACAAGAUCAGUUGCAAAGCGGGAUAGUAGAAAAGGUUCCAUUAAGUGAACUUAACACCAUCGAGGCUCAUUACUUUCCUCAUCACGGUGUUGUGCGAAGCGAGAAGGAAACGACGAAGCUACGAGUAGUGUUCGAUGGAAGCGCGAAGGAAAACGAAAGUAAACAAUCAAUAAAUGAUCAUUUGGACGCUGGUCCCAAUUAUAUACCAUCAUUAUUCGACACUUUGAUAAAAUUUCGAAGUUAUCCGAUCGCACUCACUGCGGACAUUGAGAAGGCAUUUCUGCAAAUCGAAAUAAAGCCAGAAGAUCGAGACAAGUUAAGGUUCUUGUGGAUGAAUGAGAAGGACGAGCUACUACACUUAAGAUUUUGUCGCUUAGUCUUUGGGUUAAAACCGAGUCCUGCAAUCUUGGGCGCAACAAUCAACCAUCACCUAGAAAAACACAAUGAAACUGAGCCCGAAGCUGUGCAAGCGUUACGGGAUUUGUAUGUGGACGACUUACCAACUGGAGCUACAAAUGAAGAGAAGGCUUUUGAAAUCUACGAAUCAACAAAGCGAGUAAUGAAACGUGGUGGAUUCAACCUUCGAAAAUGGAAGUCCAAUUCGAAGGAAUUGAGCGACCGAAUUGGUGAAUGUGAGGCAAUGAACGCGUUCAAUAUGGACAACUUACCCGAGAAGGCGAGCGUAGUUGAAGAUGAUCGUACUUACGUUGAAACUGUUGUGGGACCGCAAGCUGUGGACGAGAGCAAGACAAAGAUAUUAGGGUUGAGCUGGGACACGAAAAAAGAUGAACUUUUUUUCGAGUUUUCCGAGGUAGCAAGUUGUGCGAAGCAACUUCCGCAAACUAAACCAUCAGUAUUAAAAACGGCAGCACAAAUUUUCGACCCUAUUGGUUUUCUUAGUCCCUUGACAGUGAGAUUUAAGAUGUUGUUCCAAACACUGUGCAAAGAGAAAACGAAGUGGGAUGACGAACUGUCAGUUGACAUGCUCAAGCUUUACAAGGACCUCCUUUUGGAGAUGGAGAAAUUGGGCGGGAUAACGGUACCACGAUGCUACUUUGUUCCGAAGAUGAAGAUAGUACAAGUUCAGUUACACGGGUUUUCAGAUGCUAGCGAACAUGCGUUCGCAGGGGUGGUUUAUUUACGAACAGUUUAUGAAAGUGGAGUAAUCGUCGUGCGGCUAAUCGCAGUUAAGUCCAACGUUUGUCCAAUCAAGCAACAAACAAUUCCUCGCUUGGAGUUACUUGGGGCCAAUAUUUUAGCUCGAUUGUCAAGUUCAGUAAAUAACGCGCUAGUGAUUAAGAUCGGAGAACUGCGUAGAUUUCAUUGGACAGAUUCUACAACCGUUCUAUGUUGGAUUCGUAACCAGAAGAGCUGGAAGCAAUACGUCAAUCAACGUGUAAAUGAAAUUCGAAAAUUGACGGAUAAGGAGUCAUGGAAUCAUUGUCCGGGAGCAAUGAAUCCAGCUGAUAUACCAUCGCGAGGUAUACGAGUCGACGAGAUGGUUUCCAAUUCCCUGUGGUGGAAUGGACCUGCAUUUUUACGACAACCCGAGGACGAAUGGCCUAAACUGGAGUUUCCUAAAGAAAUCGAUAAGGCAGCAGAGAAUGAGAUUGUCAAACAACCUAAAACUGUCACUCGUGUGUUAGUUGGUGCUGUUGGUUCUCAAGCUCACGACGUGGCAUCUGUGAUCGAUUGUGAUCGAUUCAGCGAUAAAUUGAAGCUUCUAAGAGUAACUGCAUAUGUCAAUCGGUUUAUCUACCUUUUGAAGAGCAGAGUCAAGCAACCCAAUGGACAGGUGUUUGCUAACAGUUUAAAUCUAUCUGCGACCCAGAUUUUAGAGGCUGAAAAUUUGUGGAUCCGGAGCGUUCAAGAAUCGAGUUUCACUGAAGAAUUGAAAUACCUGCGAACGCCUGAAUACGAGGCUGAAGCUGAAGAAUCAAAAUUUGUUUGCACCACAACACAACCGAUAUUUGAUAAAUGA